UGGUCAGGGAACUAGAUCCCACAUGCCGAAACUAGGACCCGGCGCAGCCAAAUAAAUGUUAAUAAAAAGUCUGUGUGUGGUGUGACACUAUUUCUUGUUUGUUUGUUGUUUUUAAAGCCAAAAAACAGUAAUGAAAGCUGCAUUUCCACCAGAAACACAGAUCUAAAGUAUCACAGGAUCUGAAAAAUCAUAGCAUACAUAAAGGUUUUAAAUGUUUGCUAUGGUCUAGAUGAACUAUUUCAUUUUUUUAAAAAAUGCACAUGUCCCCAGGAAGAUAAGUAUUUAGGUAUUCUUUGCAACACUGUAAUAACAAAAUUGGACGCAACCCAAACGUCCACGAUUAACGCAUAAGUUGAUACACUUAUACAGUGGAAUACUAUACAAGUCAAAAUGAAUGAAUAUAACUAAGAAGAAUCAAUUUAGAUAGUUCCCUGAUGUUGAGUGAAAAAAAAACAGAUUUACAGAAUAAUUUAUGUACAGUGCUAAACGAUGUAUGUAAAUGUAUUAUAAGCACAAACAGGGCAGAGUUAACUGUUCUUGAGCACCUACUAUGUGCCAGGUGCCUACCUUAACCCCCAGAGCAACCCUAUGAGCUAGUUACUGAUACUCUGUCUUUUCACAGAGUAGGAAACUGAGGCUCGGUGAGGUGCAGCCCUGCCCAGGGACACAGCCGGAGGAAGCCUAGGUCUGGGACCCACUGGCCAGCCCCUUGAGGCCCCUCCCUGCUCGGCCGGUCCAGGGACUCGGGUCUCAGGCCUGGGCCAGGAUUCUGAGCAAGAAGCCCUGCAACUUCAGCCGCUGCUCCUGCCAUGCCCGCCCCUCACUCACCUCACAAUGCCUCCCAUUCAGCCCUGUCCCCGCUGCCAGGUCUGCGGGCUGGGAGGGGGGCUCCCGCUGGCGUCCAGGCAGGGACCGUUGCCAGCCUUCCCCUGUGCUGCAUUUCCAGGCUGGACUGGCCGUGCGAUCGGCAUGGCGGGGUGAGUCUUUGGGCCCUGCGGUGGCAAGGUGGGUUAGAGAAGCUGAGUGCCUCCAGGCAAACCCCUGCCCCUCUCUGGGCCUCUCAGGGGCUGGGGGACAGGGGCUCUGGGAUCUCCCGGGGCAGAGAUUCUCCAAGGGUCUCUCCGAAAUGGGUUCCGAGGAAGACGGUGAACGUGGCCGCUCCCAGGAGCUCCCCUGGGCUAGUCCUCCAGGAGCCUGUCUGAGCGCUAGGCAGGCCUGAGGCCUGGACGCUUGUCCCUCAGGGAUCUGUCCCCACACCCCCGACCUGCCCUGAGCCUCAGCCUCACUACAGCUCUACAGGAUGCCACCAGCCCCAAGGCCGGGCUGGACCCUGGGACCCCAAGGAAACUGAAAACCGCAUGGUGACAGCCAACCCAGUGAGUGGAACACGGGAGGCUCAGGGUGGGAGUCAGCCCAGGGAUCAGGAAGGGUUGCUCAGAGAGCUGAGGACAGAGGGAAAAGCUGGUGAGGCAGAGAGGAGGGAGCUGCUUUGCGUGCUGAUGGUGGGGGAGCCCGGGGUGACACUGAAGGGUCUGAGCGGGUACCAGCUGGGGAAUCAGGAGUCAGGAUUUCCCAGCAAAGGCAGUGAGGAGAGGCUGGAGGGAUUUCAGCCGGGGGUGUCAGGGCCCGUCUGUAUCUUGGAAAGUUCCCUUUGGUUGGUGGUGAGCGGAAGUGGGGAAGCCAGGAGUGCCACCGUGGCGCGGCCCUCCCUGUGGAGAGGCAGGCGGUAGUUGUGAGGUAAAGGGGUCCAGCUGGGUAUUGGGUAGACGGGGAGUGGAUGGACAGACAGGAAAGUGGACAGACCUUGCCCAAAGCACAGCCCCAAGGCCAUACCCGCAGUUCCCCCCAUCCCAGGCCAGGCCAGCGGGGUGGCACUAAGAUGAAGAGAGGACAACACAUGAAUAAACAAGAGAGAAGUCGGAGCCCCUUGCUUGCCUGUCAGAGUGGCUCUGACCAGCCAUUAAGGCUCCUCAGGGCUUUCGGAUCCCACGACACCUGGUCUCCCAAGUUGUGCCAGCCCUGGGUCCUCCCCUCCGGCUGCCAGGCUGUCUUCUCGAGGUGGGUGCCAUUACGCUCCCUGCCACCACGGUGCUGAUGCCACUUCCGUCUGAGGAACGGCUGAUUCUCUCUCCACCGCCAACCUCACCCUGGGAGGACACAACUCCCCCUGGACCCGGGGGCUUCUGCACAGCCUGGGCACACCUCUGAACUGCAUUCGGAAAGGCCUCACUGAGCCACUGGCAGACAAUCAAAGGGACUUGCCAGGUUGCCUUUCUGAGCCUGUUUCCUCUGGUAUAAAACAGGGAUAACAAUGCAAUCUAUGCUCUGGGGAGGGUUUGGAGGCUCAGGGUAAUGACAGCUUCCCUGGGGCCAAAGGAGGAAGACAUCUGAGGGGCUCUGGGACAAGAGCUGGGGCUCAGUGAGUGGACAGUGUGGGACCCUUGCUUCUGUGAACACCUGACCCUUCUUCUCUCUGCCAGGCCCCAGAGUGUCUCCGUGGUGCUGCUGCUUCCUCUGCUGCUGCCACUGGGGCCAACCUGGCAUGCAGCUGCCCAGCGCUGCCCACAGACCUGCGUCUGCGACAAUUCCAGGCGGCAUGUGGCCUGCCGGCACCAGAACCUCACCGAGGUGCCGAAUGCCAUCCCUGAGCUGACCCAGCGGCUGGACCUCCAGGGCAACAUGCUGAAGCUGAUCCCCCCAGCUGCCUUCCGGGACCUGCCUUACCUGACACACCUGGACCUGCGGCACUGCCAGGUGGAGCUGGUGGCCGAGGGUGCCUUCCGAGGCCUGGGCCGCCUGCUCCUCCUCAACCUGGCCUCCAACCGCCUGAACGCGCUGCCCCAGGAGGCGCUGGACGGGCUAGGCUCGCUGCGGCGGCUGGAGCUGGAGGGGAACCUGCUGGAGGAGCUGCGGCCGGGGACGUUCGGGGCGCUGGGCGCGCUGGCCACGCUGAAUCUGGCCCACAACGCCCUCGUCUACCUGCCCGCCAUGGCCUUCCAGGGGCUGGUGCGCGCCCGCUGGCUGCAGCUGUCCCACAACGCGCUCAGCGUGCUGGCCCCCGAGGCCCUGGCCGGCCUGCCCGCCCUGCGCCGCCUCAGCCUGCACCACAAUGAGCUGCAGUCCCUGCCCGGAGCGACCUUGUCCCAGGCCCGCGGCCUGGCCCGCCUCGAGCUGGGCCACAACCCCUUCACCUACACGGGCGAGGAGGACGGGCUGGUGCUGCCCGGCCUGCGGGAGUUGAGGCUGGACCACGGGGCCCUGCAGGCCCUGGACCCCAGGGCCUUUGCCCACUGCCCCCGCCUGCACACCCUGGACCUCCGUGGGAACCAGCUGGAUGCCCUGCAGCCGCUGCAGGGCCCGGGUCAGCUGCGCCGGCUGCGGCUGCAGGGGAACCCACUGCGGUGCGACUGCCGGGCUCGGCCCCUGCUCCAGUGGUUGGCGCGUGCGCGCGUGCGCUCGGACGGCGCGUGCGGGGAGCCGCGGCGCCUGCGCGGUGAGGCCCUGGACGCCCUGCGGCCCUCGGACCUGCGCUGCCCCGGAGCCGGGGCGGAGGAGGAAGAGGAGGAGGUGGCGGCCGCGCGGCCCCGUGUCCCUGACGGCACCUCCAAGGAGAAGGCUGGGGCGGCCAGGCCCUGCCCUCGCGCCUGCGUGUGCGCCCCUGAGUCCCGGCACAGCAGCUGUGAGGACCGCGGCCUGCAGGUCGUGCCCCGCGGCUUCCCCAACGACACCCAGCUCCUGGACCUGAGGCAGAACCACUUCCCCUUGGUGCCCCGAGAGGCCUUCCCGGGCCUGGGCCAGCUGGUGUCGCUGCACCUGCAGCACUGCGGCAUCACAGAGCUGGAAGCAGGCGCCCUGGCGGGGCUGGGCAGCCUGCUCUACCUCUACCUCUCGGACAACUCGCUCUCCAGCCUCAGCGCUACCUCCCUCGAAGGGGCGCCCUGCCUGGGCUACCUGUACCUGGAGCGCAACCGCUUCCUGCAGGUGCCAGGGGCCGCCCUGCGCGCCCUGCCCAGCCUCUUCUCCCUGCACUUGCAGGAAAACGCUCUGGACCGCCUGGCACUGGGGGACCUGGCAGGCAUGCGGGCCUUGCGCUGGCUCUACCUGAGUGGGAACCGCAUCACCCAAGUGUCCCCCGGGGCACUGGGCCCCGCUCAGGAGCUGGAGAAGCUGCACCUGGACAGGAACCAGCUGCGAGAGGUGCCCACUGCGGCCCUGGAGGGGCUGCCUGCCCUCCUGGAGCUGCAGCUCUCGGGGAACCCGCUCAGGGCCCUGCAAGAUGGGGCCUUCUGGCCCGUGGGCCGCUCGCUGCAACACCUUUUCCUGAACAGCAGUGGCCUGGAGCAGAUUUCUCCGGGGGCCUUCUUGGGCCUGGGGCCUCGGCUCCAGAGCCUACAUCUGCAAAAGAAUCAGCUGCAGGCCCUGCCCGCCCUGCCUGGUCUCAGCCAGCUUGAGCUCAUCGACCUCAGUGGCAAUCCCUUCCACUGUGACUGCCAGCUGCUCCCACUUCACAGGUGGCUCACUGGGCUGAACCUGCACGUGGGGGCCACCUGUGCCGCCCCUCCCAGUGCCCGUGGCCAGAGUGUGAAGGCUGCAGCUGCUGUCUUUGAAGCCUGCCCGGGCUGGGCUGCCGGGAAGGCCAAGCGGACGCCGGCCCCCAGGCCUAGUGCCCAGAGGACCCCCAUGAAGGGAAGAUGGCAGGGAGCGAACAAGGUGGGGAAGGAGGGGGUCGGCCUCUGAGCACCGGAGCCGCCCCCAACCUCGACCCCGCGUGGGAGGCUCUUACUUUCAUCAGGAACGGGCUCCGACGAGAUCUUCUCUGCCGCCUGCAGGUCGUCCUCCAGCAGGGGCUUCUUGGACCCCUGUCUGAGGGGCCGGGUCUUGGUUGGUGGUAUUCUUUUUCCUUUGAAUAAACACAGAAUUAAAUCCGG
Molecule: messenger RNA, 4928 nt
Organism: Aethalodelphis obliquidens (Pacific white-sided dolphin)
Lineage: Eukaryota; Metazoa; Chordata; Mammalia; Artiodactyla; Delphinidae
Gene: CHADL
Product: chondroadherin like
Exons: 5
Coding region: 2680-4737 (685 amino acids)
Cellular component (GO): plasma membrane
Molecular function (GO): protein binding
Source: RefSeq, a predicted model, not a curated record